Molecule: messenger RNA, 2658 nt
Organism: Heterostelium album PN500
Lineage: Eukaryota; Evosea; Eumycetozoa; Acytosteliales; Acytosteliaceae
Gene: pigN
Product: GPI ethanolamine phosphate transferase 1
Exons: 6
Coding region: 1-2658 (885 amino acids)
Biological process (GO): GPI anchor biosynthetic process
Cellular component (GO): endoplasmic reticulum membrane
Molecular function (GO): mannose-ethanolamine phosphotransferase activity
Source: RefSeq, a predicted model, not a curated record
AUGUAUCAUAUUUUUUCAUCUAAUAUAGUUUCGAUAGGUAGUGGUGGAAGCGGCGGCGGUAACAAUGCUGACAGCAACAACCAUCAACAUCACUUGGAGAUGAAACGAAAAUUCAAUUCAAAGAUCAUGUUCAUUGUGGUGUUUGGUAUCGUUUUUCAUGCGGUGUUCACACUAAGUAUCUUUGAUAUUUAUUUCCGUUCGCCGCUCGUCCACGGUAUGACUCCACACCGUCCGGACGACACGAUUGUUUCGCCACCGGCAAAACGUUUGGUUCUGUUCGUGGCGGACGGUCUUCGUGCCGACAAGUUCUUUGAGAUCGAAGAGCAGACUGGCAAUAGUCGCGCACCCUUUAUGCGUGACAUCAUCGAGAAGACCGGUAGCUGGGGUAUUGAAGAUCUCCUGAGAAAUGCAAGUGUUGGCGGUGAUGUCGCGCUAGAGAAGAAGUUGAGAUCCGACAAGAUCGUUAUAUUCUUGCAUCUGCUUGGUUUGGAUACGAAUGGACAUGCCUAUCGUCCAAACUCAAAGGAGUAUUACGAUAAUAUUAAGUUGGUCGAUCGUGGCAUUGCCAAGAUAACAAAGAAGAUCGAGGAGUUCUACGGAGACGACGGCAAGACUGCAUUCAUCUUUACCAGUGACCACGGAAUGUCGAAUCGUGGAAGUCACGGUGACGGUGAGCGUGCCAACACCGAGACUCCGCUGGUAGCGUGGGGAGCCGGUGUUCGUGGUCCACUGAGCUACGAGUUCCAAAUGGAGAAAAUCACUAAACUCCGUGGAAAAGCACGUGAAUCUUUGCCGGUCGACGCAACCACUCCGGCCAACUGGAAGUUGAGUCACCUGAUGCGUUCCGAUGUCAGCCAGGCUGACAUUGCACCACUGAUGACCUCGUUGAUCGGUGUUCCAUGUCCGUUGAACUCGGUCGGUGUAUUGCCAACCGACUAUCUUGGAACCGACCAGCAAUAUACAUCGUAUGCACUCUACGCCAACACUCUUCAGAUCUGGGAGAUGUUCAAGUUGAAGUCAGACACCAAGAAGCAAAACAGUUUGAUUUUCUCACCGUUCACCAAGUUGAACAAUGCACAGCAGAUGCUGGAUUCGAUCAAGUGGAAUCUCGAUAAUGGACACCACGAAGAAACACAGGUAUUAUGUAUUGCGUUCAUCGAGCUGUGUCUCCAAGGUUUGAAUUACUUCCAAACAUACGACCGUCCUUUCCUCAUGGCAAUGAUUACACUCGGUUACUUUGGAUGGAUUAUCACACUCUCACUCUAUGUCAUGAAUAACUAUACUAUUAUUGGAUCGAGAUUGGAUAGAGAGUUAAUUAAACAAAAGAUACCAUCGAUUGAUAAAAUUUCUAAUUAUAUAUUGAUUGUACUAUCAAUAGGACUGUAUGGAUAUCUAUUGGUAAAUGAAUCACCUAUUCUCUAUUAUAUUUAUUGUACUUUUGUUAUUUUCUUCUGGGGAAAGACAAUCCCAUCGAACGCUAUGCCACUCUAUAUGUUUAUGAGAUCGUAUGUUGCAAAGUCAUCGCACAUCACAGGUUCACAGGAUAUCAGCAAGUCUGGUAUCGUCAAAAACUUUAUCAUCUUGGCUACCACCGCUGUAUUGAUCAUGGAGUUGUUGGUCGUCUCCUAUUUCGAUAGAAGAAUCCUUAGCAUCUUGUUCAUCGUGUUGGGUAUUUCAACAUUCACCUUUAAUAUCACAGCUCAACUUCGUAGCUAUUGGAUCAUUGCAUGUCUUGCAAUGUCUGUUUUCCCAAUGCUGCCAGUUGAUUAUGGAAAUGAUAAUCUUUUAGUAUGCCUUGGUGGUGUUUUAACUUCAGGUAUUGGAUUAUCAAGUUUAUAUUUCAGUUCACCUAAUAAUAAGGGAAGUUCAACACAUAAAAAGAUUGUCUAUGCUUUGAUUGCAACCGUUGCAUUUGCAACUUGGAUUGUUUACUCCACUGACAAAUCGUUGGAAAGAAAGAUUGGUUUGCCUUAUUUCAAUCAAAUUGCAGCUUGGGGACUAUCUAUUUCCAGUAUUGUUGUAGUUACUUUACUCAAAGGAAAACACUAUUUUGAUCAUUGGGUAUAUCUUUGUCUAACAUUGGCCAUACCAUUUGUACUAUUUGGUGUUUCUUAUGAAAUUUUAUUCUAUGCUAUUUUCAUUGUAACAUUAUCGAUUUGGAUGUAUACCGAGUUUACUUUGGAUAGUGAUAAAGCAUCCGAUAACAUUACCCAAAAUGAUAUUAAGAGAGCAAUUAUUUAUAUAUUCUUUUGUUAUAUUGGAUUCUUUGGUGUUGGUAAUAUUGCAAGUAUCAGUAGUUUUGAUCUUUCUGCCACUUACAGAUUCACCACCAUUUUCAACCCAUUCCUUAUGGGCUUCCUCUUGUUGAUAAAGAUCUUCAUUCCAUUGUUGAUCGUUGCACUGUCAUUCUCACUGCUGAACAACUGCUUGAAUAUUCCAAGACCAGCAAGUUUCCUUGUUGUCAUUGCACUCACCGAUAUUAUGAAUAUAAACUUUUUCUUUUUGGUCAAAGACACCGGUAGUUGGUUGGAAAUAGGUAUCAGUAUCUCUCAUUAUGCCAUCUCCAAUGCCUUUAUCAUAUUGCAACUCCUACUGUUUGCUGUCUCCUCUGCAUUGGUACCGGCAAUCAACCAAUCCAUCAACAAAAUUAAAAAGUAA